AUGGAUCGAAGUUGGAUAUCAACAAAACAACCGGGUGACCCAGAAUAUCGAGCAGGUGUUAGAGAGUUCAUUAAUUUUGCAGUUACUAAUAGUGGAGGUCGUCCCAAGCUACCAUGUCCUUGUUAUAUGUGCCACAAUUUGCUGCAUAAGAGGCCUGACGAAAUACUCAAUCACUUGAGUAAGUGGGCAUUUGAUAAAACAUAUACCAAUUGGAUUUGGCAUGGAGAAUGUAGGGAAAAACCUCUUGUUAGUAAUGUAGAGGGUAGUGGGUGUGAAGGUGAUAGAAUAAAUGAGGCUGAUAAUUUGGAAGAUUUGUUGCAUUCAGUGAAGGAUAACUUUGAUGAUAAUCCUACCAUGUUUGAGAGCAUUUUAAAUGACUCUGAAAAGCCUUUGUAUGAUGGUUGCACUAAGUAUACUAGAUUGUCUGCGAUAAUCAAGUUAUACAACUUGAAGGCAUGUCAUGGUUGGACUGAUACAAGCUUCAGCAUGCUACUAGAAGUUGUCAAAGACAUGCUUCCAGAAGACAAUAUCCUUCCAUCAGGUACUUAUGAGGCAAAAAAGAGUUUAAGCUCUAUGGGUUUACCUUACGAGAAAAUCCAUGCGUGUCCUAACAAUUGCAUGUUGUAUCAAAAUGAAAAUGAAUCUUUACAGAGUUGCUCAAUUUGUAAUGCCUCGCGUUAUAAGAAAGAUGAUGGCACAGUCCCAGCUAAGGUAUUAUGGUAUUUUCCAAUAAUACCACGGUUUAGGCGGUUGUUCUCAAAUGCAGGGGAUGUAGAGAAAUUAACAUGGCAUCAUUAUGGUCGAUUAGAUGAUGGAAUGCUUAGACACCCCGCCGAUUCUCCACAAUGGAGGUUUAUUGAUGGAAAUUACCCGGACUUUGCAAAAGAGAAGCGUAAUCUAAGGCUUGCAUUGUCUACUAAUGGGUUCAAUUCAUUUGGGAACUUGAGUAGCACAUAUAGUACAUGGCCCGUUAUAUUGGCUACUUAUAACUUACCCCCUUCGUUGUGCAUGAAACCACGAUAUAUGUUUUUAGCAUUGCUAAUUUCUGGGCCUAAACAACCUGGCAAUGACAUUGAUGUGUAUUUGGAACCUCUCAUUGAUGAUUUGAUUAUUCUUUGGGAGGAUGGUAUACAGGUGUUUGAUGCACAUUGUAAUGAGAACUUUAUCAUGAAAGCAAUGUUGUUUAACACCAUCCAAGAUUUUCCUGCUUACGGUAAUCUUUCUGGGUAUACCGUGAAAGGGAAAGCACCUUGUCCCAUAGGCAUGGAGGAUUGCGGGGGAGAAUGGUUGAGCGCAUCACGCAAGCAUGUGUUCCCUUUACAUCGGCAAUAUCUUCCAUCGAGUCAUCCAUUUCGUAAAAGGAAAAAGGCCUUCAAUGGAAAACAAGAUUUUAAAGAUCGCCUAAGAGUUCUAUCAAGUGAAGAGGUGUACGAAAAGGUUAAAGAUAUUCAAAUUACCUAUGGGAAAAAACAUAGGUCUGCUCUUCUUACGCAAGGCUUUAAGAAGUGUUCAUAUUUAUGGCGCCUACCUUAUUGGAGAUUCCUUUUUGUGAGACAUUCACUUGACGUGAUGCAUAUUGAAAAGAAUGUGUGUGAUAGUUUGAUUGGUACUUUAUUGAAUAUUCAUGGGAAGACUAAAGAUGGCACGAAAGCUAGAGAUGACUUACAGACCAUGGGGAUUAGAAGUGAACUCCAUGCUGUUGUUAAUGACAAAGGUCGAGCAUACCUACCUCCAGCAGCUUACACAUUGUCAAGAAAAGAGAAAAUUGAAUUUUGUGAGAGCUUGGCUGGAGUAAAAGUGCCAGAGGGUUAUUCUUCAAAUAUUCGCAACCUUGUGAAUAUGGAAAACUUGAAACUUGUGGGCCUUAAAUCUCAUGAUUUCCAUGUUCUAAUGCAAAAUCUGUUACCAGUGGCUAUUCGUUCAAUUUUGCCCAAAAAUGUUCGAUUUGCCAUAACCAAACUUUGUUUAUUUUUUAAUGCAAUUUAUAGCAAGGUCUUUGAUCCAAAAGAGUUGACUGCAUUGGAAGAUGGAAUCGUUGUAACUUUGUGCCAGUUAGAAAUGUACUUUCCACUAUCGUUUUUUGAUGUCAUGAUUCAUUUACCAGUUCACUUGGUAAGAGAGGUGCGAUUUUGUGGGCCUGUGUACUUGAGAAAUCAGUGGCCUUUUGAAAGGCAAAUGAAAACAUAUGGCGGUUAUGUCAAGAACCCUUUUCACCCAGAAGGUUGUAUCGCUGAACGAAUUUUUUAUGAAGAAGUUCUUGCAUAUACUAGUGAAUUUAUAUCAAAUUCAAUGAAGAUAGGGCUUCCUGUUUCUCAGCAUAUGGGAAGAAUGGGUGGUCAGGGGACCCUAGGGCGCAAACAACUUGACAUGUCGUAUGACGAUUGGCACAAGGCCCAUUCGUAUAUUCUUCACAAUGAGGAUGAGGUGAUGCCAUAUAUUCAAAAACACAUGAGAUACUUGAGGAAAUACAAUAGAAGGGCAAAUGAGAAAUCAAUAGCUGAUGAACACAAUAGAUCGUUCAUUAGGUGGUUCAAAUAUCAAGUUUUCAGGGAGCUUCAGGAUUCUCCAAGUUCUAUUUCUGAUCGACUUAAGAGUUUGGCAUAUGGACCUAAUUUCAACGCUACUUAA
Messenger RNA from Chenopodium quinoa (quinoa), 2628 nucleotides. RefSeq lists its product as uncharacterized. Lineage: Eukaryota; Viridiplantae; Streptophyta; Magnoliopsida; Caryophyllales; Amaranthaceae. The coding region runs from base 1 to 2628 and encodes 875 amino acids. The transcript has a single exon. The record is from RefSeq and is a predicted model, not a curated record.